UAUUUUGCCUAAGCAGUGGCCACGCUCUCACUACGAGCCCCUCCCAGACGGUAAAUCUGGACGCUCUCCGUCACCCGGAAAUAGUUCUACCGUCUUGUUGAUGUCACCCGCCCCAAGAAAAAUGGCAGAGUCGGAGGAAGAGGUGGAUGUCUUGGUUCAGAGAGUUGUGAAAGAUAUCAACAACGCCUUUAAGAAGAACCCCAAUAUUGAUGAAAUAGGUUUGAUACCAUGUCCGGAAGCCAGGUACAACCGAAGUCCCAUCGUGCUGGUGGACAACAAGCUGGGCAUGGAGAGUUGGUGUGUCAAGUUCCUUCUACCUUUUGUGCACAACAAACUUUUGUUGUACCGGCAGCGUAAACAAUGGCUGGAGAGGGAGGCAUUGAUCGAUAUCACCUGCACACUGCUGCUGUUGAAUCCAGAUUUCACUACUGCAUGGAAUGUCAGGAAGGAACUGGCACAGUGUGGGGUGCUGAAUCCUGAGAGGGAUCUGUACCUGGGCAAGCUGGUCCUCACCAAGUUCCCCAAGAGCCCAGAAACCUGGAUCCACAGGCGCUGGGUGCUGCAGCAGGUCCUGCGACAGUGCCGCCCGCAUGCCACGGAGCAGAAGGAGCCUGGAGAGGUGGAGCUUGGUGGGGCACAGGGCUCGCCCCCCGACGAGCGUCUCCAGCGGGUGCUGCGGCAAGAGAUGAAGGUGUGCGCCGAGGCUGCCAGCCGGUACCCCAGCAACUACAACGCCUGGUCCCACCGCAUCUGGGUGCUGCAGAACCUGGCCAUGGGCAACCUGAAGAUUCUUCAUGAUGAACUGUCUUCAAUGAAGCUCUGGGUGUCCACGCAUGUAUCUGACCAUAGUGGUUUCCACUACCGUCAGUUUCUGCUGAAGGCGCUAGUGGCGGAACUGGGCCAAGCCGCGGACGCCUCUUGUGGCCCAUCGCAGGAUCCGCACCACGGCCACUGGCCCAACGGCGACGGCGCCGCUGCCGCUGAAGAAUCCCGGACAGCCAGCAUACCCGAACUCUUUGACAAGGAGCUGGAGUUGUGCACUGACCUGAUUGAGACCUACCCGGGUCACGAAACGCUUUGGUGUCACAGGCGACACGUCUUCUUCCUCUGGUAUCACUGGAGGAAAGAGCAGUCCCAGGAUGGUGGACGACAGCCAUCUCUCCUCAAUCACGCUGAUGAAACACUCAGUGGUUCCCUGGGAGCCAGUGCAGGUAGGAAUGUCCAAGCCAUGGAUGUAGACUCGGCACUGGAAGACAGCAAACAGACCAACUACACCCAAGACAGCAAGCGUCUAAAACGGGGACCCAUGCAGCUCUGUCCCGGGCUGCCUUCUGAACACAGCUUUGUCACCAAAAUCCUCAGCGGCUGCCGGAGCCCCGAGCAGGGCCGUUUUGCCACCGCCUACAGGAAGUGGCUGGACUCUGUGAUAGGUCAGUGACAUCUCAAUUCUGAAACCCAAUAGGUCAUGUCUGUAUCACCCACACUGUGAGGCUGGGUGUCCAGGCCUCGUUUUCCCCUUCAUAAUGAAAAUUGGAUUUUCAGUUAAAGGUCUGCCUGAUGCUACUUGUCACUCAGAUCAGGUACUUCUGUAACUCAGGUCUCUCUCUGUCCCUGAACAAGGUUUCGCCUCAUCAGCUGAGUCGGUCGUACAUCAUUCUCUCUCAAAUAACAUAUCAUGUGAACCUUCGCCUUUUAAGUGACUCGGUCUUCCAGACUUUAUCCGCUUUAACUCCUAAUUAGACAGUACAUCUCAUCAACAUUUCAGUAGACAUUUGAAUACCUGAUGAAACAAAUGUCUUAAUACAAAUUAAUGCUAUUGACAGCGUUGAACAAUUUAUUUAUGAUACAGCUGUCAUGUUUUGUUACAACAUGUAUCUAACGAAUGGUAAGUCCGGUAACUACUGGGACCUGUGGAAAUAAUGGAUGUACUGUUAAAACUACAGUGAGAGUCUUCCGGUAGAUGGAACAGAAUGAAAGGUGACAGCGUCAGCAUUUAGCUUGAAUGCCUUCCUUUAUGGCUUUGCAUUUGUCUGGUUUGCGUUUUUGAAUGUGGUUGGGGGUUCGGCUGCAGAUGACCAAACGUAAGCACACUUCUCCAGAGCCAGUAUUACGCUUAUGGUCAAUGUAUUGCUGUCAGUAACGGAACGCUAUGAUAUGACAGUCUGGUGUUUAAGCACAACUAUUACUGUUCACCCGCUCAUUUAAAAAAAAAAAAAAAACCUCUCAGUUCGGUCACCGGUUCUCAUUCUGAAGGGGAAUUUUCAGUCUUAAGCAUCUGAUCAUGCAACAUGCCGCCACGCUAACAUUGUUCUUACGACUGCUGUUCUGUUGUUUUGUUUUCUUAUAUAACCAGUGUAUUUAUUUGUGUUCAUGCUAACAGAGUUUAAUUUUGGUUGUAUGUUACUUUACCUGCCUUGUACUCAUUUGAUUGCUAAAUCUGUGCUUCCAUGUGGCACUUGUCAUUAGUGGCUGCGGAAACAAGGAGUGGUUCUGUGAAAAUAAAGGCAAACAUGAAUAAACGGAUUUCAAAGAGUAAAGUGAAAGUGGGAAUACUCCUUCCAUAGCACUUCGGCUCUGCCGCGGCAGUAUCGUUUUCACACUGUCAGGACGUACUGUACGGCAAAUGGGGAAGGACACACUAAUUUGUUCAGUGGUCAUUUGUUUUGUUCUUGUCAUGAGAUAUUUUGUUUUCAAAUAUGGAUGUAAUGUUAUUAGUGAUACUAAUUAUACAGUUUUGCAAAAACUAAUUUUUUUUCUUCUUUUGCUGAUAUGUAUUGGCAAUACCUCAGGUCUGUGUGUGUGGAGUGAGUGGUGUGUCGACUGGGUGAACUUUUAAGUGGUCAAUCCCUCUCAGAGCUCAUUUCUUCUUGGGGUUUUCUUCCAGUUACUUUGUGUGCAAAUUUUAAACUCACCGGUUGCACAGAUGAGAAGUUUCUGUCUCACAAGUAGCCCUGCUGAGUUCUGAAUCUUAAGCACUAAAAUGCACCGCAUCAUAAAUCACUGCUAAGUCAUAGUAAAGUGGCCCCUUAAAACAGUCAGUGUCACUUACUCUCCCCUCCAUUUCUAUAGUAUUAUGAUCUCUGGGAGAUGGCGCGGGUAUGUGGGGGGCAGGUCAUGCAGGCCUCAGGGUUGUAAUUUCCCUGGAAAUUGCCACCACAGCUGUAAUGAAAUACCAAAACGAGAGGAAGAGCAGUGUCUGUUUGCCCUGCUCUGGGAUUCGAACCCGCAACCUUCUGUUUCUUUGCUAAUGACCAGACACAAAGUAAUAUAUUAUUUUAAUCUGGAUUAUAAAAAAAUAAAUCACUUGGUUCAAAAAACUGCAACACAAAUGAAAACCAAGUAGAGGAGUGAUGUAGCUGGUGGGGUAAUUUUAUUUAUAUUUCAGGGUUUCACCUGUUACUUGUUGCCAUCAUGAGUACAUUUUGGGUGUUUCUGUCAACAUUUUCUGUUCUCUGUUACAAAUGACCAUGUGUAGAGAAGGUGAACAUUACGAACAGGAGCCCUGGUUGCUAAUUCUGUUAGUAGUAGUUUGUGUGGUAGUUGCUUCAAUGCUUUUUAAUUCAAUGCCUAUGAAAUAUGUAUCUAUUUUGAGUACAUGUGCACUUUGUAUACAAAUGAACCCAGGUACAAUUAUAUUUGGUUGAAUUUAGACACUGUGGGUCAGUACAAAGAUUGUACCAGUAAUGUUGGUGAGCUGCAGUUCAGUUUAAUGUAGGUUAGCUUUCUGGUGUUGGAACAAGUUCAUUCUGAUAACACACGUACCUGGCAUAAUUUGAUACUGAAUGGUAUGGACUUGUGAAAACCAUGCUGUAUUAACAAACACCUACAAAAAAAAAACAAACAUUUCAGUGUUGGCAAAACGGCAGUCUUGGAACAGUUCUCAUGGUUGAAGAUUGGCCUUAACACAAACUGACAUGGAGUCCUUGUAUAGAAAGAAUGGCAUCGUAUACAUGUUCUCCUCGGUAACUGACACACACUGUACAUUAUGACAUUGUACAUUGCAUACACUAUGUGCUUAUAACUUGAACCAUCAUACAAUAAAAUGUCUGUACCUUUCUAUUAUGAAACAUACUGUGCAUUGAACCUCCUUGUAUGUUCCGUAUGUUACAUUCUGCUAACGUUCCAAAAGGGAAGGAUUAAAGUUUUUGUUCUAUUUUCUGUAACGAUUUUUAAAAAAGAUCAUCUGUUAUUUCUCCUGUUGAAUGUUGUCUUACGAACUGUGACUUAACUUAAGGGACCCAGAGAAUUACUAGUACUGGAAAUUUUCCAAGACUCCAUAUCUGAUUUAAUUUGCCAUCUUUCAGUUGUAUACCUCACUCCACUCAAUUAUUCCUUUUUAUGUAAUUAGCUUAAUUCUUACCGGUGAAGAAGGGCAUUGAUGGGGGGGGGGGGAAGUAGUAAGUGAAUAGGGUGCAAACAGGGUUAGCUGAGUGGGUGCUAGAACGGACAUCUCCCUUGGUUUCUGGGAGUGACAGAAAGAUGACUGGUGAAAGCAUGUGGCUGCAAUGGAUGAGGGUUAUUAUAAAGAACUGAAUAGCCUUGAAUACAUUUAGUAAAUGAGCAGCUCUGUGUAAGUGCUUCAGUGUUUCUUGGGUUUAAGUGACAGCAGGUGUUGCAUCCGUGUUGUCAGGAGUUGUUGCAGACAAACGCGAGCGCUUAUGUGGAACAUUACGCCAUGGCAAUAUGUAGCUAUUAAUUGGCCUUUUGCAUUCUUAUUUAUUUUUUUAAAGAUGUUUUUAAACAUGGGCUUGGUUUUAGAAAUACACUUGAUUUGAAAUGCAGCCUUAGUUUAAAUGUCGUGCACUGUGCUGUGAGUGGUUACCCAGAUGCUAGUGAUCUUUUGAGGGCUUCCACCUAAACACUAAGCUGUUAUAUGCUUUGUUUAGAGAAAUACAUAUAUAUAUCUAUAUAUCUAUAUAAUUAAAGUAUAUUUAAAAAGGCAAUCAUUGGAUUUGUCUUACUGUGUUUUUGGGAGAAUUCUUGUUUUGACUAUUAAACCAAGCAAAAUAUUGUAGUACCAAAUUGUCUUUCUGCAAUUCACUUUUAUUAAUCAAAAAUGCUUUCUUGUGUCUCAUUUGUGAAACUAACACAAGCAUAUCCAUUUUACUACUUUAAGGGUGUGAUAACACAUACCUUAUUAAAUUAAAUUGUAAAUCUAUGCAGAAAUGUUUCUUUAAUGAAGGUUUUUGAGCUUAAAAGCAAAUGUAGCUUUUGUAGAUUUUCAUUUUGUAGAAUUCCAAUCCCCAUUGUCGCAGCCCACCCCCUCCCCCCUUGAAUAUAAAUUUAUAAUAGGAAAGGUGUUCAUAUUCAUAAUGUCUUAUCUGUAAUUUUGUAUUUUAGACUAAUACAUUUUAAAACCACUUUUUUCACCUUUGCAGGUCUUUCAUGUACAACUUGCUUACCGAGUGAAAAAAUAAAGUUCUAAAAUAUACUUUGUUUUCUUUCCCCAAAGUUGUGAAUUCCUUCGUCAUUUGAAUAUUCCAACUUGAGAAUUUGUUCAAUAAGCACAUAUAAUGAAUCUCUUCUUGCCUGUUGCACAAAAACUCACCUUACACAAUGUACUGUAUUCUCUCAAUAAACUGAAUUACUGACCAUG
This is a messenger RNA of Brienomyrus brachyistius, 5596 nucleotides long. It is a transcript of the gene ptar1, whose product is annotated as protein prenyltransferase alpha subunit repeat containing 1. Lineage: Eukaryota; Metazoa; Chordata; Actinopteri; Osteoglossiformes; Mormyridae. The record is from RefSeq and is a predicted model, not a curated record. Gene Ontology annotation, molecular function: protein prenyltransferase activity. Gene Ontology annotation, biological process: protein prenylation. Gene Ontology annotation, cellular component: cytoplasm. The coding region runs from base 101 to 1438 and encodes 445 amino acids. The transcript is spliced from 7 exons.